ACCCUCGCAGACAAUGCAUGGAUGGGCUCAAAGUUAAUUUACAUGUGGCAGAAAUCCCUUGGAAAUUACAUCGCUGUUGCAGGACAAGACAACUCUGUGAAAAUAUUUGAUCGACAUGGACACAAGUGGACAGAAAUUACCCUUCCUGGACGCUGUGUUGGGAUGGACUGGGAUAAGGAUGGGGACAUUUUGGCAGUCAUAGCAGCCAAAUGUAGUUCCAUAUACCUUUGGGAUGCCAGUGUGAACAAAACAUCCAAGAUAGACAGUGGCAUGAGAGACAACAUGUCUCUUAUUGUAUGGUCAAAAACUGGCCCCCUGCUGGCAGCUGGGACUGCCAAAGGAAACCUCUUAAUCUACAAUCAGCAGACCUCACACAAGAUCCCAAUAUUAGGUAAACAUACCAAGAAAAUUACCUGUGGUUGCUGGAAUACUCAAAAUCUACUAGCCCUUGGCUGUGACGACAACAAUCUGAGCAUCAGCAAUCAAGAGGGAGACACGAUCCGAGAGAUAAAACUACGCGGUGCACCUGCAGAUAUCUACUUUUCCAUGAUGAAGACAAACGAAAGGACAUCACAAGGAGAGAACACUGUGAGUGUUUGUGUGGAAAAGAAAAUCUUGGUCCUUUUCAGUGUCACCAACACAGAUGACCGGUAUGAGCUGGGGUUUGAAACGAGUUAUGGACGCAUCGUCUCUUAUCGCUGGUUUGGUGAUGGGUAUAUACUCAUUGGCUUCUCCCAUGGAUACUUUGUGGUCAUUUCCACACACGUCAAAGAGAUUGGAGAUGAGCUCUGUCAGGCUCGGAACCAUAAAGACAGUCUUAACAGUGUAGCCAUCUCAUCAGCAUUAAACAAGGCUGCUUCCUGUGGUGACAACAGCAUUAAGAUCCACGAUCUCUCUGACUUCAAAUACAUUAGCAAUGUGAUUCAGCUGGAGGAUGAGACCAAAGGUCUGGACCAGCUAAGUUGGACAGAUGAUGGCCAACUGCUGGCAGUAUCCACACAGAAAGGCACUCUUCAUGUCUUCCUCACAAAGCUUCCUAUUCUGGGGGACAGUUAUGGAACCAGACUGGCUUACCUUACGUCACUGCUGGAGGUUACAGUGUCAAAUCAUGGGAUAACACCUGUGGCCAUUCAAGUGGAAGUAGAACCAACUUUCAUUGCUGUGGGACCUUACCAUGUUGCUGUUGGAAUGAACAACAAAGCCUGGUUCUACGCACCGCUUGAACAAGAAUCUGAAUUUACCAAGAUGAAGGAGAUUGAAUACUUUGGGACAGUUGCCAACAUGUGCCUAAAUGCAAAAUAUGCUGCAGCAUUGUUUGACGGUAAAGUGCAACUGCACAUGGUAAGUAAUAUAAAUUUUGAGCAGGAAGAUGGAAAACAGAUGAACUUGUUUCCAGAUGAUGACAGGAAAGGUCGUAUCCUUUGCCAUGCUCUCACUGCUGACUUCCUCUACUAUGGCACUGAUUUGGGUAACGUUGUGUGUGUCCUGGUGGAGGAUUGGGAGACUGUUAGCACUUAUAGCCACAGUGUGGCAGUGAGUAAAGUUUUCCCAGACGUAAACGGUACACGGUUGGUCCUGAUUGAUGACAAGAAGAGUGGCUUCCUGCUCACUCUUUCAAGUGUGAGUACAUAUAACCUUCCAAACUUCUCUCCCACUAUCACUGGAGUUCUAUGGGACAACUGGCAUGCUGACAAAGGAGCGUUCAUUGCUUACGACGAUGACAAAGCUUACACCUACGCUGUACAUAAGACCACCAUAUAUGGCCCGCGCGUGGUCUUUGUGGGGAGCACUCCACUUCUCUCCUCCCAGAGGCCUUUGCUGCUUUACAAUGGGGUGCUGACGUGCCAGACGGCGAGCGGCAAGAUCAGUGAAGUGGCUCUGAGCACACAUUCAUUCCUUGAACACUCAACAAGCACAUCGUCUGGGUCGCAGCCAGAACUUGGCAAGCAGCUCACGCAGGCCCUCCAGCUUAAGAGGUUUUAUGAAGCAUGGGAUCUGUGCUUAACCGAAGGCAGUGAGGCCGACAAGGCAGAGAUUGGCAAGGCCUGUCUGGUUCACAUGGAGAUCGACCUGGCCAUUCACUUCUACCGCAUGUGUGGCAAUGUGGGCAUGGUGAUGUCACUGCAGGCCAUCCAGGGCAUCGAGGACAAUAACUUGCUUGCGGGCCAUUUGGCCAUGUUCCUGGAGGAUUUCUGCCUUGCUCAGGAUCUCUAUCUGGCUUCAGGCUGCCCAAUUGCUGCCCUGGAGAUGAGAAGAGACCUGCUUCAUUGGGAUAGUGCUCUGAAGUUAGCUAAGGGCUUAGCAGAAGACCAGAUUCCGUUUCUUUCCAAAGAAUAUGCCGUUCAUCUGGAAUUUAUUGGAGACUACAUGAAUGCUCUGGCGCACUAUGAGAAAGGCAUGACUCAUAAUAAUAAAGAGCAUGAUGAAGUGUGCCAUGCAGGUGUAGCCAGGAUGUCUAUUCGAAUGGGCGACAUAAGAAGAGGUGUGGCACAGGCUAUUCAGCACCCAAGUAGAGUCCUAAAGAAAGAAUGUGCAGCCAUAUUAGAAAGCAUGAAGCAAUUCUCUGAAGCUGCUCAGCUCUAUGAAAAAGGACAGUGUUAUGACAAGGCAGCAUCGGUUUAUAUUCGCUGCAAAAACUGGGCAAAGGUUGGAGAGUUGCUGCCUAAUGUCACUUCUUCCAAGAUCCACCUGCAAUAUGCUAAAGCCAAGGAGGCGGAUGGCAAUUAUAAGGAGGCAGCACAAGCCUACGGUAGUGCUAAAGACUGGGACAAUGUUACUCGCGUACUGCUGGAUCACCUGAAGAACCCAGAAGGUGCUGUUCGCAUUGUCAGAGAGACGCAGAGCAUUGAGGGAGCAAAGAUGGUGGCCAGGUUUUUCCUGUCACUAAAUGACUAUGGCUCGGCCAUCCACUUCCUUGUUCUCUCUCAAUGCAAUGAUGAAGCUUUCCAGCUAGCGCAGCAGCACAGACAGAUGGAGGUCUAUGCGGACAUCAUCGGCUCUGAUGCAACACUGGAGGAUUAUCAGAGUAUCGCUCUUUAUUUUGAGGCAGAGAAGAACCACCUCCAAGCUGGCAAGUUCUUUCAGAAGUGUGGACAAUACAGCAGGGCUUUGAAGCACUUCCUGAAGUGUCCUAACACAGAGGACAGUCUGGCUUUGGACAUGGCCAUUGAGACAGUGGGCCAAGCCAAGGAUACAUCCCUGACUAAUUUACUAAUCGAAUACCUUAUGGGGGAGAGUGAUGGCAUCCCAAAGGAUGCCAAGUACCUGUUCCGUCUCUACAUGGCACUGCAGCAAUACAGGGAGGCAGCUCGCACUGCCAUUAUCAUUGCUAGGGAAGAGCAGAAUGCUGGUAACUAUCGCAGCUCCCACAAUGUGCUGUUCAGCAUGUACACACAGCUGCAAGCCCAUAAGAUAAAAAUUCCUGCAGAAAUGGCUACAAACCUGAUGAUCCUGCACUCCUACUUGCUGGGAAAAAUCCAUAUAAAGAGAAGAGACCACCUAAAAGGGGCACGUAUGCUCAUUCGUGUGAGCAAAAAUAUCAGCAAGUUUCCUGCACAUGUUGUGCCCAUUCUGACAUCGGCUGUUAUUGAAUGUCAUCGAGCUGGGUUGAAGAACUCUGCUUUUGGCUUUGCCGCUAUGCUGAUGCGCCCCGAGUACCGAAACGAAAUACACCAGAACUACAGGAAGAAAAUCGAGGCUAUGGUUCGGCGACCAGAUACAUCAGAGUUGGAAGAGGAAACAACCCCCUGUCCUUACUGUGGCUUCCAGCUUCCGCAGAAUGAAUUGCUGUGCAUCUCUUGCAAGAACAACUUGCCCUAUUGCAUUGCCACUGGUCGUCAUAUGUUGAAAGAGGACUGGUCUGUGUGUCCGCAUUGUGAAUUUCCAGCGCUCUAUUCGCAGUUCAUUUUAUUACUAGAGACAGACCCAGUUUGUCCCAUGUGCUCAGAGACUUUGAGUGCCCAGGAGUUGAAGAAGAUCAAGGAUUGUUCCAAAUACUUGCAGCCUGAUCAAGUGGAUCAGUGA
Molecule: messenger RNA, 4023 nt
Organism: Nerophis lumbriciformis (worm pipefish)
Lineage: Eukaryota; Metazoa; Chordata; Actinopteri; Syngnathiformes; Syngnathidae
Source: RefSeq, a predicted model, not a curated record